AUAAUGGAGACUAGGAGCUCGAACAGUUGUGGAUGGGACUUCAAUGGCAAUCCAGCGAGGAAAAAGGCAAUUGGAGGAGAGAAGCAAGAAGGAGCUCGUGGCUUUGGCCUCAUAGGCAGCGCCUAUAGGGCUAGUGGCGAUGCCAAUGGCAUUGGCAUAGUAGGCAGUGCCCAUGGCGCUGGGCUCACAAUAAGAGGCGACAGGGCUUUGAUGCAAAGAGAAGGGGGAGACGGGGCUGGUCCUGGCAAACUGCUAGGCGAGAGAGAGGCCAUGGGCAGCACCACGGACGGUGCCAGCUGUGUCGUGGGUGACACCCGAGGGGGCUGUCAUGGUGCAGAUGGCGCCCUGGGUCGAUUGGCGCCUUUGGCCGUUCUGGCAUUGGGUCUAUGGGAUCACAAUGCCCCUUUGGCCGUUUGGGGCUGA
Molecule: messenger RNA, 423 nt
Organism: Ilex paraguariensis (yerba mate)
Lineage: Eukaryota; Viridiplantae; Streptophyta; Magnoliopsida; Aquifoliales; Aquifoliaceae
Source: the annotation of a GenBank genome assembly